This is a messenger RNA of Penicillium cosmopolitanum, 2364 nucleotides long. Its product is annotated as putative C6 transcription factor. Gene Ontology annotation, biological process: DNA-templated transcription. The transcript is spliced from 3 exons. Bases 1 to 2364 code for a protein of 787 amino acids. Gene Ontology annotation, molecular function: DNA binding; zinc ion binding. NCBI's taxonomy places the organism in Eukaryota, Fungi, Ascomycota, Eurotiomycetes, Eurotiales, Aspergillaceae. The record is from RefSeq and is a predicted model, not a curated record.
AUGUGUGCCAGCCAUGUCCUACCAUUCAGCGUCUCCGGAGGGGCCGGUGUCGAAUGUAUCUUUCCCCCACCGGGCCGAGCCCCGCGGAAGUCCAAGCGUCCACCCGAUGCGGAGCUCCUCUCACGCCUGCGGAGGUUGGAGGGCGUCAUCGAGCAUCUGAGUGGGAAGAACGGCGAGAGUGGGGGUGGUUCGACCUCCAGCAUUUCGCCGACUCAGCCUACGCCGGCGACUAUCCCCUCCAUAUCUUCGGGAACCGCCUCCGCGCCCUCGGUACCAACAUCUUCAGAUGCAGAGAAGAAGCCUCAAAAUGGAGGAGGCUGUCCAUUUGAGGAUGCCGAUCCAAAGAAGCCUGCCACAAGGAAGUUUGAAAAUGAAUUUGGGCGGUUGGUUAUUGAGGAAGGGAAGAGUCGAUAUGUGAGCAAUCGCCUGUGGGCGAGUCUCGGAGACGAGAUUGAAGAGCUCCAGGAUAUUCUCGACCACUCCUCCUCUGACGAAGAAGACACACUCUCCAAAGAUUCCCCCGGAUCAUCGCAUUCGGGCUCUCACGAUGGCUUUCUUUUUGGAUUCUACUCCCUAUCACAAUCCAUGCGAGAGUUUCACCCGCCUUUCCAGAAGAUCUCAAUAUUCUGGGAGGUCUAUAAAGAGAAUGUAGCUCCCUUGAUCUGUAUUCUGCACACCUCGAGUACCAGGAAUCUUUUGAUCGAGGCGGCCCAGAACCCUGAUGCUCUCGACAAAAAUUCCGAAGCUCUUGUCUUCUCCAUAUACCUGUCCGCCAUCGUCAGCUUGUCGCCUGAGGAGUGUCUAUUGCGAUUUGGCGAGGAGCGCAGCAGCGCUGUUAAGCGAUAUCGUUUCGCCGUGGAACAAUCGUUGGCCAGAGCAAACCUUCUUAACACCCAAAGCCUUGGACUUCUGCAGGCGGCGGUCCUCUUUCUGAUCUGUGUGCGCCGGGAGGACGAUUCUAAAUUCGUUUGGUCCAUGACCGCGAUCAUUAUCCGUCUUGCCCAGGGCCUUGGUUUGCAUCGCGACGGUACCAAUUUUGCCCUUCGGCCCUUUGAGACAGAGAUGCGUCGACGUUUGUGGUGGCAUAUUUGUCUUUUAGAUGUUCGCGCCUCCGAGGACCAUGGCACCGAUUCACAGAUUCAUGAAAACAUGUAUGAUACCCGCCUGCCGUUGAAUGUCAACGACGACGACAUUUCCCCAGAGAUGACCGAGACCCCCACGGAAAGGGAGGGAUGCACAGAUGUCACAUUUUGUUUAAUUCGUUGCGAGAUUACAUGCGCACUACGCCGAGCAAACUACAGUUGCCCAGGCACUCGGUUCAGCAUGGGAAAUUCCGGUCCGUCCAUCGAAAAUUGUGAACGCAUGAUUCAAAUCAUCAGCAGCCGAGUCGAGGAGCGAUAUAUCAAGCACUGUGAUAUGAACAUUCCGAUUCAUUGGGCAGCCGCAACCGUGGGACGUCUAAUCCUAGCAAAGCUGUGGCUAGUCGUGCACCACCCAAUGACCCGAAAAGACCGCGUCACUAGUGUCUCUCAAGCAACACGUCAAAGUCUAUUCCUCACCGCGAUCGAAGUCCUCGAGUUUGGCCGUCUCCUUGAAAUGGACCCGAAGACAGCGAAAUGGGGUUGGCUCUUCCGAACCAACAUGCAAUGGCACGGUGUCGCAUUCGUUCUAUCAGAAGUUUGCGUCCGGCCAAUCUGCCCCGUCACUGAUAGAGCCUGGAAUGCCAUCAGCGCGCUAUACGGUGACUGGAAGUCUCAAGCGACGCACAAAAAGGGCAUGCUCUGGCGCCCGCUCGCCGCGCUGAUGAAGCGAGCCGCCGCAAGCAGAGCCAAGCAGCAAGCGGAGCUUCGAUCAAAAUUCGGCCCGAACCCUAUCCCAUAUAAACACUCGACGGCUGAAUUUGCAGCCGCACAUCAUCACGCCCUCCCUCAUAUCCACAUGCCGACUGAUUCGCCGGCACUGUCACCCUUGCCCGUCCAGGGACCAGUUUCCGACUCCAAUCCCAACCCCUUGGAUAUCGAUCUCUCCCAGGGUCCGUGGGAGGCAGUGCAAAACAUAUUUGGAGAUACAAACCUUCUCGCUCCAACUAUGCUUGAUAACCCUCCUCCCCAAAAUCCGACUCUAGCCCCGACUACUGCCCCAAUGCCACUUUCUACCCUCCCAACUGGCAUAAACUUUAAUACACCGCCGAGCAACAAUAACAACAUCAACAACCCAUUCAUCACCCAAGAAACCAUCCCCGAGCCAGCUCCACUGAGCUGGGAAGAAUGGGACCAGGUAAUGCGGGACUUCCAGAUGGAUGUCGAGAAUGAAAAUGGAUCGGUUCCGGCGCAGGGUAUUAAUGUUACGGAAUGGUUUGCAUAG